This is a messenger RNA of Boleophthalmus pectinirostris (great blue-spotted mudskipper), 1637 nucleotides long. RefSeq names its product WBP2 N-terminal like (gene wbp2nl). Gene Ontology annotation, cellular component: nucleus. Gene Ontology annotation, molecular function: transcription coactivator activity; chromatin DNA binding. The coding region runs from base 84 to 899 and encodes 271 amino acids. The record is from RefSeq and is a predicted model, not a curated record. Gene Ontology annotation, biological process: positive regulation of DNA-templated transcription. Lineage: Eukaryota; Metazoa; Chordata; Actinopteri; Gobiiformes; Gobiidae. The transcript is spliced from 8 exons.
GUAACCCUUACGUACCGGGGUUUCCAGUGUUUGGGUCCAGUCCUGGUCCAGUCCCUGAACCGAGCAACAGAUGAACCUUCAGCAUGGCUUUAAAUCGUAAUCACUCACAGAACGGAGGUGUUUUGAUUAACAAUGGCGAAAGCAUUGUCCGGGAAUGUAAGAGUGUGGAGCUGUCACUCAAUGAUGUCAAAACCAAGGCAGAUCUGUUGAAAGGCUCCAAAAAGGGCAAUGUGUACCUCACUCCUUAUAGGUUGGUAUUUGUCUCCACUAAUGCAAAGGACCAUGUGGUUUCGGCAAUGUUCCCUUAUCACCUGAUGAAGGGCUGCAGCAUUGAACAACCAGUCUUUGGAGCCAAUUACAUCAAAGGGAAUGUGAUGGCUGAAUAUGGAGGUGGCUGGGAUGGCACAGCACAAUUCAAAAUGACUUUUAUGUCUGGUGGAGCCAUCGAUUUUGGACAGUAUCUUUUUAAAUUAGCCACAAAUGCCUCUCGUGCACCCCCAGCUCAAAAUGGGGCUGCUGCAUAUGGCUAUCCUUCACCAGUAAUGAUGAACUCUUACGGCCCACCCCCUCCUGCUCCAGCCUAUCCUUAUCCUGGCCCUCCUCAGCCCAGUGGUUACUAUCAGGCUCCCCCACCUGCUGCUGGCAACAUGGCGUAUCCCUAUCCUCCACCUGCUCCAGGAAUGUUCCCAUCUGGAUAUGACUACAUGGCACCACCCCCAUAUCCUGGACCACCACAGAACUGGACAGCACCACCAGCUACUGUUCCUCCAGGCAAUUCCAAAGCAGCUGAAGCAGCUGCUAGUGCAUAUUACGAUCCCAGCAACCCUCACACUGUCUACAUGCCCAUGGAGCGACCACCUCCUUAUGCACCAAACUUUCCAGAAAAGAAAAACAACUGAAGGACUGCAGGAACCGGAACAGAACAGAACAUUAAACAUAGCAUGAUUUAUGUGUCACAAUACACAAUACAGCAUAAUACAUGUAUAUACUCUUAAUUAUAUUCACUUUGAUGAUUGAAACUGAGGAAAGGAAAUGGUGUAUUUUUAUGAAAGAUUUUAUAUGAUUCCAUCAGAGUUCAAAGUAGAAUCUAAUGUGUAGGUUUUUAUUAUCGAUAUGUAUUUUAUCAUUGCAAGUAGCAUUUUGUACUGAAAUUCUAUUUGAUAAGAUGCUGAAGAUUGCGGUAUUAUGCAAGAACAGUUUUCCAGUAUUCUCCAUCUUUUCUUUAAGAUUAUUAUAAACAAAUAACAGGUUAAAGAGGGUUGUAGUUGACUGUAUGUGCAAUAUAAUGAUAAAGGACAAGCUGACCUAAAGUAAGUUCAAGCUGUUGCGGUGUUCAGGUAUGCAACUCCAAGCUGAAACAGAACCCCUCUCUUUGUGUAAGUACACCAGUGUGGGGUUACAAGGCCAUGCUGUAUGUUAGUCUCAUUAAAGUCUCAUUACAGUGGGGAGUGCCAUCACUGAACUGUGUAAAUCGAUUUCUACCUUUUAAUCCAGAAUUUAUUGAAAGCACUAAACUGCAAACUUGUUCUUAGUCAGUAAAUUUUACUUAAGAGUUUAACUACUAACAACAUUAUUUAGUUUUAUUUUUGCUUCAAUUUCAGUUUUGUCCAUUCAAAUAAACUCAACUCCCAAAUACA